AUGGUGGUUGUCACCCACAUCUCCACUUCCUUCCACCAAAUCUCCCCUUCCUUCUUCCAUCUCCGCCUCCGCAUUCCCGCCACCUCCCCUGCUUCUUCUUCUCGUCCCAGACGCGACGACGGAGGAGGAGGACACGGCGGUUUCGCCUUGUCAAUCCGAGCUUACAUAGAGAAACCCAACUCCUUCUCCAGCUUCGCCAACAAAGUCAUCGGCUCGCUUCCGGUCAUCGGACUCCUCGCCAGGAUCCUCAGCGAUGAAGGCGGCGUCGGAAGAGAUCUCGUCGAUUUCGCCGAGUUUAGGAAACGCGUCGGGAAUAAAUGCACCCCUAUGGAUUCUAGAGCUUUCUACGAGUUCCAACAGCGACGAGGCAAAGCAGGAGAGCCAUUGUAUGUGCUUCUGUGCUGUUGGGUUGCUGCAGUAGGUGCAGGGCUUCUGAAAUCUGAAGAGAUCCUUGAAGGCGUCACAAGAGUUAGCAUUUCAAACGAUCUCGAGUUCGAAGAACAGAACUUCAUUGCUCUCAUGACUGAAGCAAGACAGAGAAGGGCGAAGUUAAACGUUGCGGCGCCAACGAUUCCGAUGGAACUGAGAGUCGAGAAGGCGCUUGAAGGUAUCUAUGCUUGUUGCUUCAGGAGAGGAGUGAUCGAAGAAGAAGACGAGGAGCUUCUUCUGGUGAUGCUAACUGCUGUUUUCCCGUCGGUGGAGAAGUCUGAGAUUGAGAGAAUCAUCAAAGAGAAAGCUAAUAGAGUCGCUGAAGGAGGAGAAGAAGAGAAUCUCACGGCCGAGAAACGUCUUCCCAAAGAAGCUAUUCAAAUGCAAAUGAAGGAUCUUGAGUUCCUUCAACAAAGCAGCAUAGAAUCUUAA
Microthlaspi erraticum is the source of this 861-nucleotide messenger RNA. NCBI's taxonomy places the organism in Eukaryota, Viridiplantae, Streptophyta, Magnoliopsida, Brassicales, Brassicaceae. The record is from the annotation of a GenBank genome assembly.